AUGACCCUUGAGGUCCAGGGCAUUGCUCAGCCAGUGGACACACUUUUUACUGAAGGCCUUGACUUAACCUACGCUCUUUCACGGUUGGCUCAGCACACCUGUCCUUUGCCCAGACCUAGACCCCCCUCAGUGCCAAUGCCAAACUCCACUGCUGUGACCGAGUUCCUCUUGGAAGGGUUCUCCACCUUUGGGCGGCAGCACAGGCUUGUCUUCUUUGCUGUCUUUCUAACUUUGUACCUGCUAACUCUCUCCGGCAAUGUUGUCAUCGUGACUAUUAUUCAUCUGGACCAUCACCUCCACACCCCCAUGUACUUCUUCCUGAGCAUGCUCUCCCUCUCUGAGACCUGCUACGCCGUGGCCAUCAUUCCCCAUAUGCUUUCCGGCCUCCUAAGCCCCCAGCAGCCCAUUGCUGUCCAAGGCUGUGCCACUCAGCUCUUCUUCUAUCUCACCUUCGGCAUCAACAACUGCUUCCUGCUCACGGCCAUGGGGUACAACCACUAUGUGGCCAUCUGCAACCCCCUACAGUACUCGGGAAGCAUGGGUAAAGAGGCCUGUGUCCAGUGAGCAUGCGGAUCACUGGGAAUUGGUCUGGGCAUGGCCAUUGUCCAGGUAACAUCUGUGUUUGGCCUGCCCUUCUGUGAUGCCUUUGUCAUUUCUCACUUCUUCUGUGAUGUGAGGCCCCUGCUGAAGCUGGCCUGUGCUGAUUCCACUGUCAAUGAGAUCAUCAGCUUUGUUGUCAGUGUCUGUGUUCUAGUUCUACCCAUGGGCCUGGUCUUCAUCUCCUACAUCCUCAUCAUCUCCACCAUCCUUAAGAUCGCUUCAGCCGAGGGCCGGAAGAAGGCCUUUGCCACCUGCGCCUCCCACCUCACGGUGGUCAUUGUCCACUAUGGCUGCGCCUCCAUCAUCUACCUCAAACCCAAGUCCCAGAGUUCCCUGGGGCAGGACAGACUAAUCUCUGUGACCUACAUGGUCAUCACCCCCUUGCUGAACCCUGUUGUGUACAGCCUGAGGAACAAGGAUGUCAAAGAUGCUCUGCACAGAGCUGUGGGGUGGAAGCUCCUUUCCUCUUAA
Molecule: messenger RNA, 1071 nt
Organism: Zalophus californianus (California sea lion)
Lineage: Eukaryota; Metazoa; Chordata; Mammalia; Carnivora; Otariidae
Product: olfactory receptor 10J3
Exons: 1
Biological process (GO): G protein-coupled receptor signaling pathway
Cellular component (GO): membrane
Molecular function (GO): G protein-coupled receptor activity; olfactory receptor activity
Source: RefSeq, a predicted model, not a curated record